Messenger RNA from Eruca vesicaria subsp. sativa (arugula), 1395 nucleotides. Lineage: Eukaryota; Viridiplantae; Streptophyta; Magnoliopsida; Brassicales; Brassicaceae. The record is from the annotation of a GenBank genome assembly.
CUCCCUCUUUCCUAAAACCCUAAUCUCAAUGACAACCACCGUAGCAUCACCGCCGCCACAUCACCCAGAGCAACUCGCUCCACCUUCAAGAGUAAGCCCCAAGACCCUCGAAGGCGCCGUCACCGCACUACUCAAAUGGAGAAGCGAGAAAUCAAAAACAGAGAAACCUCAACUCCUGGAGCAAGACGAGUUCAUCUACCUAAUCAUAACCCUAAAGAAAAUCCCACAAACAAACCGCACAAAGCCUCACCGCAUCCUCCUCCCUCACCCUCUCAUCAACACUCAAGAAGACUCUCCUGAGCUUUGCCUCAUCAUCGACGACAGACCUAAAAGCGGACUCACGAAAGAAGACGCGAAGAAGAAGAUCGAAUCCGACAACAUCCCCAUCACCAAGAUCCUCAAGCUCUCGAAGCUCAAGACUGAUUACAAAGCCUACGAAGCUAAGCGUAAGCUUUGUGAUUCUUACGAGAUGUUUUUCGCUGAUAGGAGAGUGAUUCCUCUGCUUCCGAGGUUGAUCGGGAAGAAGUUUUUCACGAGCAAGAAGUUACCUGCUGCUGUGGAUUUGAAGCACAAGAAUUGGAAGGAGCAGGUGGAGAAGGCUUGUGGGUCCGCGAUGUUUUUCGUUAGGACGGGGACGUGUAGUGUUGUGAAAGUUGGGAAGUUGUCUAUGGAAGGGGAUGAGAUUGUUGAGAAUGUGAUGGAGUGUUUGAAUGGGGCUGUUGAGGUUUUGCCGGGUAAGUGGAAGUAUGUUCGGUCUUUGCAUUUGAAGUUGUCGGAGAGUGUGGCUUUGCCUGUUUAUCAGAGUGUUCCUGAUUUGAAGCUGAAGAUUGAUGCUUUUGGGAGUGGGAAGAGUGUUGUUGUUAAGGAGGAGGAGGAGAAGAGUGAGGUGGUGAAGGAGGAGAAGAAGAAGAAGAAAGGGAGGAUUCAUGAGGUUAGGUAUAUGGAUAGUAAUGUGUCUGAGGUGCUUGAUGAUGAUGAGAUUGGUGAUGUUGAAGUAGUGCCUAAUGAGAUUAUUGAGUCUAAGGAGAAGAAGAAGAGGAAGAAGGAGGUGGCUGAGGUUGUAGAAGCUGAGAAGCCUAAGAAGAAAGUGGCUAAGGGGAAGGUGAAAGAGAAGAGUAAGGAUGAGUUAAAUCCUAAGAAGAAGACGACUAAGGUUACGAAACAAGGGUCUGGUGGUGGUUUGAAACCAAAGAGGAAGAAGACUGCUUAGAAAGGGAAUGAAAGAUCUGUUUUUUUUUGCUUCUUUUUCAAUUGGGUAAUUUUAUGUUUUAUCUUAGUGCUGAUUACACUUUGGAGUCUUUCAUAUCUUGUACUGAUGCUUAUUUUAAAUGUUGAACCUGUGUUACUGUUGUUUGGUGGUUUUGUGGAGUAAACAAAACUACUGUUACCAGUUUU